AUGCGUCUCCCGAGCGAGUCCAAUUCAGCGGCAGAUUUCAUCCGCGGUAGCUUCCGCAGCAUCCGAUCGCGUCUGUCGGAUCCGGGGACGCCUCCAGCACUGCCAGCUUCACCACCGACACCAGUGAUCGCUGCUCCAGAAGCAGCCCAACAACCGAACACGGCAGGUCAGGCGAUCUACAAUCGAGCCACGGUCGAGGUGCAACCGGUGGUGAUCCGCAAAACGCCCAAAUUUCCGUCCCGCGAACGUCAUCUGGCGAUCCGGCGCAAGAACAGGGUGCCACCACCGGCACCGGGGCUGCCGGAACUGUCACCGCCGGCGUCGCCCGUGUCCUGCGGCAGGAGACUCAGCAACCACAUCAUGGAAGAGCGGUUAAAGCCACCGAUUGUGCUUUCGCGCUGCUCGUUACCUAUACAGGAGAUCAUAGGUUCGAAGUAA
Messenger RNA from Anopheles cruzii, 438 nucleotides. RefSeq lists its product as uncharacterized. The coding region runs from base 1 to 438 and encodes 145 amino acids. NCBI's taxonomy places the organism in Eukaryota, Metazoa, Arthropoda, Insecta, Diptera, Culicidae. The record is from RefSeq and is a predicted model, not a curated record. The transcript is spliced from 3 exons.